Messenger RNA from Ictalurus punctatus (channel catfish), 3451 nucleotides. It is a transcript of the gene kcnab1b, whose product is annotated as potassium voltage-gated channel subfamily A regulatory beta subunit 1b. Gene Ontology annotation, cellular component: cytoplasm; juxtaparanode region of axon; extrinsic component of cytoplasmic side of plasma membrane. The coding region runs from base 1352 to 2551 and encodes 399 amino acids. Gene Ontology annotation, biological process: transmembrane transport; negative regulation of delayed rectifier potassium channel activity; potassium ion transport. NCBI's taxonomy places the organism in Eukaryota, Metazoa, Chordata, Actinopteri, Siluriformes, Ictaluridae. The transcript is spliced from 14 exons. The record is from RefSeq and is a predicted model, not a curated record. Gene Ontology annotation, molecular function: transmembrane transporter binding; voltage-gated potassium channel activity; potassium channel regulator activity.
CUUUUUGCAUGGCUGAAAUGAGCCAUUGGUGAGGGAUUGCUGUUAUUUCAGUGAUCCUGCAUCUCUCUCACCCAUCCUUACUCUCUCGCUUUCGUUUUCCUCUCCUUUCACAUCUCUUCUCUCUCUAUUACUCUCUCUCUCUCUCUCUCUCUCUCUCUCUCUCUCUCUCUCUCUCUCUCUCUCUCUCUCCCCCUCUCUCUCUCUCUUCACCCCUUCUCUCUGCACUUCUCUGCUUUCAUCACACUCGCUCUUACAGACUCAGCUUCUCUCUCCUCCAGCACUUGGCACUGCGAUCAUGCCUCAUUCUCCUCUCCCUCCUACCCCUCGCUCUCCUUCACUCCUCUGCUCCGCCUGUCUUUUUUCAUUCACACGUUCCUUCAUCAAGCGGGUGUUUCUUCCAAAUCACUGCACUGGCCAAGCCACGCCCCGCUAGUUUUGGACAAAAAGGGUUCAACAAAAAUCUUCCUUUGACCUUAGUCUUCUCAGCACUUUCUUCAGUGGGAACCUGCUUUGAAAGGACAUGGCUUUCUUGUUCCAAAUCUGCUUGUCCUAAUCUUGCCUCUCUUUGGAUCUCUCACUUCAUAGGAAAGAGUUUGAGACUGUCCUUUUGCUAAAUGUCUGUAGCUGUUUCUGACUGGCGGUCUUAUUCCCUUAUCAGGGAAACCCCCCUACCUUGGCAUCCUAAGGGGGAGGAGCAGACUCACUGAAGCAGAAAACAUAGUAGGAAAAAAACAGAGGAAAGGAAGAAGAAGAAGAAGAGGAAGAAGAAGUAGAAGAGAGGAACAGAGGAACAGAGAGAGAAGUGGAGCAGAAUAAGAAGAAGAAGACAUCAUUUGUCAUCAGAGACUGGAACAGAUUAGUGUCUCUAAAGCGGAGAGAGUGAAAGUGAGUGUGUGUGUGUGUGUGUGUGUGUGUGUGUGUGUGUGUGUGUGUGUGUGUGUGUGUGUGUGUGUGUGUGUGUGUGAGAGAGAGAGAGAGAGAGAGAGAGAGAGAGAGAGAGAGAGAGAGAGAGAGAGAGAGAGAGAGAGAGAGAGAGAGAGAGAAUCACUGUAAGCCACACACAAGCAAUGCUGAAUGCAGCAUGUGCCACCCUACAGACUCUGUCACUUUAUGACGACGAUUGUAUUCACUGAGCACGGGAACCUCCAGGACCUUCCAUCAUCUCUGUUUCUUUGUACACACAGAAGGAUGCAGCGCAAAUGAAACAGGACAUCACUGCCUUCUUUCAAACCUGCAGGCUCUGAAUCAGCAUCAGCAAGUUCCAACUCGGACCUUGUGAAGUUUUAGCCAGCCUGUCCUCUUCUGCCUCCUUCUGUUCUCGUCCAGGGAUUUAGUCAGUUCGCUUCUAGCCAUGCAGGUGUCCUUUGCAUGCACAGAUCAUGGGCUCAAGGCACCACGGAACAAUGAGCCAACCAAGCAAAACACAGCAAGUCCGAACACAACGAGUGCAGCCCGGGCUCGGUUCCGCACUGUGGCACUAAUUGCUCGCAGCCUGGGAUCCUUCACACACCGCCACCACAUCUCACUGAAGGAGUCCACAGGCAAACUCACUGGCAUGAAGUACAGAAAUCUUGGGAAAUCCGGAUUGCGAGUAUCAUGUUUGGGGCUUGGAACGUGGGUGACAUUUGGGGGUCAGAUUUCCGAUGAGGUAGCAGAGCAGCUAAUGACUAUAGCCUAUGAGAACGGGGUUAACCUCUUCGACACAGCCGAGGUUUACUCAGCAGGGAAAGCUGAAAUAAUUCUUGGAAAUAUCAUCAAGAAGAAAUGCUGGAGGAGAUCAAGUUUGGUGAUCACUACCAAAAUUUACUGGGGAGGAAAAGCAGAAACUGAAAGAGGUCUCUCGAGGAAGCACAUUAUUGAAGGUCUGAGAGGGUCUUUACAAAGGUUACAGUUAGAAUAUGUGGACGUCGUCUUUGCCAAUCGGCCCGAUAUCAACACUCCUAUGGAAGAGAUCGUGAGGGCAAUGACUCAUGCUAUAAACCAGGGAAUGGCCAUGUAUUGGGGGACAUCACGUUGGACCGCCAUGGAGAUUAUGGAGGCAUACUCUGUGGCGAGGCAGUUUAACCUGAUCCCUCCAGUGUGUGAGCAGGCCGAGUAUCAUUUCUUCCAGAGAGACAAAGUGGAAGUGCAGAUGCCUGAGCUGUAUCAUAAAAUAGGUGUGGGUGUGGUAUCCUGGUCUCCCCUGGCCUGUGGAAUCAUCACAGGAAAGUAUGAGAAUGGCGUCCCAGAAUCCUCCAGGGCAGCAAUGAAGUCGUACCAGUGGCUGAAGGAUAAGAUAGUGAGUGAGGAUGGAAGGAAACAGCAGGCUAAGCUGAAGGAACUGAGUCACAUUGCAGAAAAGCUUAGCUGUACACUGCCACAACUUGCCGUGGCUUGGUGCUUGCGGAACGAGGGAGUGAGUUCAGUUCUGCUGGGGAGCUCCAACCCUGGACAACUCACAGAAAACCUGGGCGCAAUACAGGUGCUUCCAAAGAUUACACCUCACAUUGCCUCAGAGAUGGACAAAGUUCUGGGUAACAGACCCCACAGUAAGAAAGACUAUCACCACUGAGGGAUUCUGGGACUGAAACGGAUGUGUGUCAUUCCUGACCUGUCAGUGUGUCUCCCACCUGCAAUGUGGCAUUAAUGUAGACCAUUGCUUUUAUAUUAACAUAAUGGCAGUAUAUUCUGCCCAUACUGUUUCAGUGUGUCUUGAGUCAGUCAGCAGAGCCAUGCAUGCUUAAGUGUGUGUCAGUGUGACUGAAGAUCUCUGUGAGAAAAACACCCCACAGUGAUAGUCUAUAUAUUCUAAAGAUGUCCCUCUGUCUAACAUGCAUAAUAAGAAACCGUUACUGGUUGGUCACCCCUCUUUUGUCUCCUUGAUUACUUUGGACAUUAAAGGACGAGUCUGUUUGAAUCAUCUUGCCUGAGGAUAAAAUGUUAGACUCUAACAUUUAAUUAAAUGUAUUUUGAUAAGAGACAAUGCAGAUACAGUGGAUAAAGAUGCCUGUAGGAUUACACUGUGUGAUUGUGAUUGACUGUAUGGAUGGAACAGCAUAGAACUGAUGGACAAAUACUGUGACAUUUUCCCCUUAAAAUCAAAAUUCCUUUUUCAUACUAGUGUAUGCCUGUUUCUUAUUCACAGUCAUGCUGUGUGCUGUUUUACCAUAGAUGGAUAUGUACCUAUUCCAGAGAAUCUGUUAAUUCUGCUGCUGGAUUUGCAACUUAAAUUCUGACAGUGUUUUAUUUACUGGCUUUGUUUGCGACUGGAAAUGGUCAUGGUGUAAUUGCUUGUGUUUAAGCUGCUCCUGCAGAUUUCAGAUUUGGAGAGGGAUGCAGUGUGAUAUAUAGCAUAAUCCAAUUUAUUUAAACCUGACUGUUCCAAUGAAAUGGUCAAAGUGUUUACAGAGUUGUGAUAUAGGUUGUAAAGUACCUUACUGUUCAGUUUGCUUUUAGAAAUGAAAUAAAUCAG